Messenger RNA from Brassica rapa (field mustard), 749 nucleotides. RefSeq lists its product as uncharacterized. The record is from RefSeq and is a predicted model, not a curated record. NCBI's taxonomy places the organism in Eukaryota, Viridiplantae, Streptophyta, Magnoliopsida, Brassicales, Brassicaceae.
CAUUAAAGUCUCUGAUUGGUGAUGCCGUGCCACAGACGCAACUGGUAGGUUUUGAGAGAGUAGAAGUUGGAAGAAGCAUGACAGAGAAAGUUACCAUUGAGUUCGACGCCUGCGAAGGACUUGAGCCUUGUCUAUUGAAGUUCUUAGUGGUCAAAGUCAAUACGUCAUGCUAUCAUCAAUUAUGACGAAAGCCUAAGUAAAAAAAUUGGUAUAACAUCACAAACAGUGGUCAAUACUUAUCCACUUAUUUGAACCAAUACUAGUUGUCAAUUCAAUACAAAGAAAAACUUGAUUUCUCAUCUUAUGCACCAUGAUAUAUAAAUAUUAGGUUUGUGUAUGAUAUUUUCAUAUACAGAAACAGCGAAUUUUAAAUGGAGGGGUUAAUUCCAUAUCUGAUUCAUGCUAUCAAGAAACACCAUAAGUCUCAGCAUAUGAGGUAUCGGUCGAUGUCUGAAGGAUCGAGCCGUAGCUACCGACCAUUAAUGAUGGGACAAGAAGGUUCUUCUUCAUUACAAGGAUCUUCUCACCGUCGAACAAGAUCAGAGUACAAACCACCUGUGAUAAUGGAUAUGUUCGAUCACACAUCAUGUCAAGAUUCUGUGAAUAAAGAUUCUUCUUCUCAGAAUAUAGCAACAAAGACUCAGCUUGCACUUAGACGUUGAGCUCCUGUAACAAAAGAAAAAAUGUAUAAGAUCAUUCUAUGUAACAAGUUUCAGAUACAGUACAAGUCAAUGUUAUUAAUUUUUUUU